AUGGAUAACGCGCAGCAGCGUCUGUACAGCUUCUCCAAGCCGAGAUCACAGGCAAGACCUUCAAAAGGCACUUCAGAUGAUGAAUCCCCUUAUGGAGACUCAAAAUUUAUCCAGAAACGUAAUUAUUCUCAGAAAUGGAAGGCACUGCCCUGGCAGUUCUCCCUGAGUGGCCACCUGUCCCCAUGGCCCACAUUCGCCAGUGGCCAGACUGUUCUGCAGAAUCAAAAGCCUUGUUCCGAUGAGUACCGGAAGCGACCUAGCUGGCAGCAUCAUCCCCUGGGCAUAGCCAAACCCAAGUACCUGGAGCAGCUAGAAAACUACCUACGCAAGGAACUUCUCCUGCUAGACCUGGGCACAGAUUCCACGCAGGAGCUAAGGUUACAGCCUUACAGAGAAAUCUUUGACUUCUUCAUAGAAGAUUUCAAGAGCUAUAAGCCAUUGCUGUCCUCCAUCAAGAAUGCAUAUGAGCUGAUGCUGGCCUACCAAAGGGACAAGAUACGGACCCUAGAGCCCCUAAAGGCCAAGCUUGUCACUGUGAAUGAGGACUGCAACCAGAGGAUCCUGGCUAUGAGGGCUGAGGAGAAGAGUGAAAUCGCCACAUUGAAGAACGAGAAGAUGAAUUUGCUAAAACUCAUUGACAAAAAGAAUGAGGAGAAGAUCUCAUUGCAGAGUGAGGUAUCCAAACUGAGGAAGAGCUUAGCUGAAGAAUACUUGCACUAUCUCUGGGCCUGGAGCAUGUCCCAAGAGCUUAUUCAACCCAGCUCUGGGCUACAAGCUCCAGAGCCAGGGUGACAUAGGCUGCCGGCCUCCCUGGCAGGCGUCUGGGGGGAGGACCCUGUGAAGCUGACACUGGCUCUGAAGAUGACCCGGCAAGACCUGACCCGCACACAGAUGGAGCUCAACACCAUGAAGGCCAACUUUGGAGAUGUGGUACCAAGGAGAGAUUUUGAAAUGCAGGAGAAGACCAACAAGGAUCUUCAAGAGCAGCUGGAUAGCCUGAAAGCCGACUAUGAGGAGGUGUGCAAGGAACAUGAGUUAUUGCUGCAGUCACACAUGAUGACGCUGAAGGAGCGAGACCAGUUCUCAGCUGAGCUGCAAGAGAUCCAACGCACCUCUACACCCCGACCAGACUGGACCAAGUGUGAAAAUGUGGUGGCUGGGGGCUCAGAACGGUGGCAUAUACUGGCAGAGGGCAAGAACAGUGACCAGCUGGUGGAUAUACUCCUGGAGGAAAUUGGCGAGGGCCUGCUCCGAGAGAAAGACUUCUUCCAGGGUCUGGGCUAUGGGGAAGAUGUCCCUGUUUUCCUUCAGUGUGAAGGCAAUGUGGAGAACAAGAAGCCAACUAAAAAGUUUGUGGUAAAACUCCUCAAGGAUGCCUGGAAGGAACGGCUCACAGAUGAGCAUUUCUCCCUACAGAAAAAGAAGUUCCAAGAUUUCUUCAUCAAUUUCUUGGAGCAUCGUUUUGGGCCCAGUGAGGCCAUAGCCUGGGCUUACACCAUUUUUGAAAAUAUCAAGCUCUUCCGCACCAAUGAGGUCAUGAGUCAGUUCUAUGCAGUCUUGAUGGGAAAGAUGACGGAGAGUGUAUAUAACAACUACAGGGAUACAGUAGCCCAGCUGCAAAAGGAGAUGAAGAAUGCUGACAGUCAAAAUGAAGGGUUACUAACCAGUGAGCAGUUCAGCAACAUUCUUAAGACCACCUUCCCCCUCAAAAAGGAAGAUGCAAUUCAGGAGCUGAUGGAGGCAGGGGGCUGGCAUGUUGGCAACAUUGCAGAUGUGUUAAAUUACCCUUUUUUGUUUAUGGAGAGUGAGGAGGGCCAGAGUGAGCCCUUUGUGCAAAAGCUGUGGGAACAGUAUAUGGCUGAGAAGGAAGCAUACUUACAGGAACUAAAGCAGCAGCUGGACCUGAAUCUCAAUCAGGAGGUGACACUAUCCAAGCUACGAAAGGCCCUGAUGACCAUUGACCCCAGCCUUGACAAACAGACACUGAAUGCCUAUCUGAGCCAGGCCUUCCAGAUUCCUGAGUCAGAACUGCCAGAUUUGGAAAAAGAGAAGGAAGGGGAGGAGGAGGAAGAAGAGGAAGAGAGCACUGCAGUAGAGCUCCAGAAGGUACUGGAGCGACUUCACAUUGCUGACACCAAGCGCAUGGGGCCUCGAGAGCCAGAGCCCACAAGCUAG
Messenger RNA from Dipodomys ordii (Ord's kangaroo rat), 2175 nucleotides. RefSeq names its product translin-associated factor X interacting protein 1 (gene Tsnaxip1). The record is from RefSeq and is a predicted model, not a curated record. Gene Ontology annotation, cellular component: cytoplasm. Lineage: Eukaryota; Metazoa; Chordata; Mammalia; Rodentia; Heteromyidae. The transcript is spliced from 16 exons.